This is a messenger RNA of Vitis vinifera (wine grape), 1149 nucleotides long. RefSeq names its product F-box protein At5g65850-like. Gene Ontology annotation, molecular function: protein binding. The record is from RefSeq and is a predicted model, not a curated record. NCBI's taxonomy places the organism in Eukaryota, Viridiplantae, Streptophyta, Magnoliopsida, Vitales, Vitaceae. Bases 1 to 1149 code for a protein of 382 amino acids. The transcript has a single exon.
AUGGCUUGGAGCAGCCUGCACACCGAUGUGAUGCUUGACUUCUUCUCAAGACUGACAGUCAAAGGCCUCCACCGCUGCAGAUGUGUGUCUAGGGAAUGGUUGAGCGUCAUCUCCAAUCCCAACCUGCGGACUCUUCAUCGGCAGCGCUGGAGGCAACACCCUUUGAUGCUUGUCCUAGACAACAUUAACUCCACCACGUAUGUGAUCACUGUGAGUGACAUGGGUGGAGCUGUUUUGAACCACUUCAUAGUGGAUCUUCCGGUAACCUCUUCUUUUGCCAUCAUUGGAUACACUUACUGUGAACUCAUUUGCUUUUCUCUCAAUCAUGACAAACUGUACGUUUGCAACCCAAGCACCCAAGAAUUGGCGGAGGUGCCCAGCUCUCCCUACUCAUUCCGUUUCUCCGCUUCUCUUCCUCCAAUGGGGUUUUUCACUCUGACUAAACAACAUCACAUCCUAGCAAUAGGACGUGUACCUUCCUUGGAUCAGUAUAAAAUUGUACGCCUGUUUAUGCGUAAUGUUGAAAAAAAUGGUGCUUACGAUUUUGGCUGUGAAGUCUUCACCAUAAGAGAUGGGGAGCAUGUAGACUCAGGCUCUUGGAAGCUGAUAGGAGACUGCCCUUGUUCAGUCUCGCAGACAAGCCACGCUAGCGUAGAAGGAGCCAUUUAUUGGCCGGUUGCAGACCAUGCUCUUCGCAGUCAAAGGAACCACAUUCUACGCUUGGAUCUGGAAACCGAAAUGUUUGAAUUCAUAUCCGGUCCUCAAGAUUACCUAUAUGGUCUUGAUCAUGAGGAUGAUGAUUUCAUAUCUUUUUCUUUGCAAGAGUUAAAAGGCUGUGUGUGCUUGGUGAACAGGUAUCAGCCUUUCUUCGUCUUGGAUGUAUGGAUGCUGAAGGAUCGGGCAAAUGGAAUUUGGGUUAAAGAGCACCACAUCGACCUGCCUCCGCUUGAUCAUCACUGUAUGAUUCAGGGCUUCAUCCCUAGUAAUCAUGAUGACGGAAAUCUAUUGAUUUUUAUGUCGUCCAACCAGACCUACUACUACUACAACAUCCAGACCCAGACAUUCAGUGUUGCAGACAACCUAAAUGCAGAAGGACUCCAUUCUUUCUUUGUCUACUAUGACAACUUCUUUUCUUUAGGAACCAGAUAG